AGUCAAAAUAGUCCCGCAGUCGACGUCGAAACGCGAUCACGAAAACGCGCGAUCGGACUCGGUUGUGGGUGCACGCGGGAAAAAGUUUGGUGAAUACGAAAUUGUAAUUCAAAUUUAAGUGCGGACCAAACAAAAACAAAUUCAACAAAAUGGCUAUGCGUGGCAAGGAAAGUGAAAAUGGCGUAUACGAAUUUCCGUAUAUGAAGCCCCCACAACGAAGCGCAUGGGAGUCCUUUAGAACUGGCUGCUACGACUCGAAAAACGGUACCGUCCUGGGCCGUAACGGAAAAAGCUGGGCUCAAAUUUUAUUCUUCUAUCUAAUAUUUUACGCUGUAUUGGCGGCGUUAUUUUCGAUAUGCAUGAAGGGAUUACUCUCAACCAUUGACGAGCGUGAACCCAAAUGGAAGAUGGAUAGUAGUCUGAUUGGUAAUAAUCCCGGUCUGGGUUUCCGCCCUAUUUCAAAUCGCACUGAGGAAGGUUCGCUGAUCUGGUUUAACUCACGCAAUGCUACCAGCAUUCAAAAGUGGGUGGGCUUCACUGAAGAUUUCAUGCAACCCUACAGGGAAGCCAGCACGGGUAAGAACCGUGUAAUCUGCGAUUUCGACAAGAUGCCCACUGGUGAUCAAGUGUGUCAUGUGGAUCUCGAUAAGUUCGGAGCUUGUGGUCCAAAGAACCAUUAUGGUUUCAAUAGCUCAUCACCUUGUAUUUUCCUUAAAUUAAACAGGAUUUUCGAUUGGGUUCCGGAUUACUAUGAUGACCCCAAAAACUUGCCCGAAAAUAUGCCUCAACAAUUAAAGGACAAAAUCGUAGGACUUCCUCCUAGCCAACGUAAACAAGUAUGGGUCAGCUGUAUUGGCGAACAUCCUGCCGAUAAGGAACACGUCAGUCAAUUCGAAUAUCUCCCUUCGCAGGGAUUUCCAUCAUAUUACUACCCUUACAGGAACGCCCCUGGUUAUCUUAGCCCAAUUGUAGCUGUACAGAUUCGUCAACCUACACCAAAUGUCCUCAUCAACAUCGAAUGCAGAUCGUGGGCGAAAAACAUCAACUAUCGCGGUGGUAAUCAACGCGAAGGAUCUGUACGUUUCGAAAUUAUGCGUGAUAUAUAAACCACGCCUGCAAUUGAUACACCACCGCCAUAAUCAGCUAAGCACCGCCCACGCCAUCCAAAGCAUGUUGUUAAUGAAGAACAAAACUGUCGGUCGGAGCUUUUUGCUUUUACAGACACGGGCAGCCGAUAUAAAAUAUGUGCUAAUUUUUGAAACCGUUACGAGUGCCUAUCAUAAUAUUCGUUUGCAGACGAAACAAAAAGAUGUUGUACAUUAGUGUAAUUAAUAACUGUCCCAAGAGAAAUUAUUUAUCAUUUUACCUCGUCGUGUUUGUUUGUGUAGCCUAGAUAGUAAGAUUUGUGAACGAUAAUAUGUACCAAUACCAAUGUAUUUUAAUUUAAUGCGCAGAUGAUGAUUAUCACUUAAUUUCUAAACGAUUGUCAUUGUUUCCACGCGUGCAAAGCACAUGAAUGCAACUUGUGUUUCGAGUAGUGUGUAGUUUGUAACUUGUACAGUAUAGUCUCAACAAUCCGGAAGUUAAUUUAAAACGAUUGUAAUAUACUAUAUUAACAUAUAUUUUUAUGUGGAUUUAAACGAGAUGUAUUUUAGGCGUUCCGGAUUGCAGAGAAUAUACGUUAGUUAUUUAAUGAAGUAUACUAGAUGCUGUUAAUUAUUGUACGAAAACCGCAGGGCAUGCGAGUGCCUAUUUUUAUUAUUUAGUUUGUAUGCGAAUUGUACAAUUAGGUUGUGAUUAUUUGUUAUAUUUAAUUACUUUACAACAAAGAAUGUCAGAAAAUAAAGCAGAAUGCCUUUGUGAUUGAAA
This is a messenger RNA of Dalotia coriaria, 1869 nucleotides long. RefSeq names its product sodium/potassium-transporting ATPase subunit beta-1-like. Gene Ontology annotation, biological process: intracellular potassium ion homeostasis; intracellular sodium ion homeostasis; potassium ion import across plasma membrane. Bases 150 to 1106 code for a protein of 318 amino acids. The record is from RefSeq and is a predicted model, not a curated record. The transcript has 6 exons. Gene Ontology annotation, molecular function: ATPase activator activity. Gene Ontology annotation, cellular component: sodium:potassium-exchanging ATPase complex. Lineage: Eukaryota; Metazoa; Arthropoda; Insecta; Coleoptera; Staphylinidae.